UUUGAUUCGAACGACGGCGUUAUGGUAUGUUUUGUCCCUCCUCCUCAAAUUCUUGUCUCGCUUUCCAUCCAUGGAUUCUGAUCAUCGCAGAAAGCCUUCCGAUCACUUAGUUCACUCUCGAUUCUUCCUUUUUGGCUUCUAUUGCUGGGAUUGGGAAUUCUUGACCGCUCUUCUCCUCUUUAGUUGUUCUUCCUGAUCCAUUGGGAUUUUCUCGCCGUUUCUGCAAUUUCUUUUCCGUGCAACGUCGGAUCAAUCCCAAAUUUCAGAUAGGAUUUGCUAUUCCUUUUUUUUUUUUUGGAAAGAGUUGUGCGAGGGCUAAAGGCUGGUCGAUCGGGGAGAGAAAUGACGCAGCGGUCGGCGCCGGCCCCGUUUCUGACGAAGACGUAUCAGUUGGUGGACGACGAGCGGACCAACGAUGUGAUAUCGUGGAGCGAAAGCGGCGACACCUUCGUGGUGUGGAAGCAAGCGGAUUUUGCAAAGGAUUUGCUUCCCAAUUAUUUCAAGCACAACAAUUUCUCCAGCUUUGUUCGUCAGCUCAACACUUAUGGAUUCCGAAAGAUAGUCCCCGACAAAUGGGAAUUCGCUAACGAGAAUUUCAAGCGAGGACGCAAGGAGCUCCUGUCCGAGAUCAAACGCCGGAAGACUCUGACACAACCAUCGGGGAAGUCAGGCAGCGGCGGUGGCGGCAAUUCCGCGUCGAACUCUGGAGCCGGCGACGACGCGGGGUCCACGUCCACUUCGUCAAGUCAUUCGAAGAGCAAGGCGGCGUCGGCGGAGACGAAGACGGGGCCGGAAUACGCAGAGUUAUCAGGAGAGAACGAGAAACUGAGAAAAGAUAACGAAAUGCUGAGCUGGGAGCUAGCGGAAGCGAAGAAGCAGUGCGAGGAGCUGGUGAGUUUUCUGACGGAGUACCUGAAAGUGGGGCCGGAUCAGAUUAAUCGUAUAAUAAUGCGGGAAGGAACAGGUGGGUCCAGCUGCGAAGAAGAGGAGGAAGGAAAGAAGGUGGUAGGUGAAGAAGAAGAGGGAGAAAGUCUGAAGCUAUUUGGGGUUUGGUUGAGAGGUGAGAAAGAAAGGACGGAGGAGGAGAAAAUGAGGGCUGCCGCCACCAACCUCCACCACAAGAGAGGCCGCGAAGACCAGAUGGCUUUUGGUGGGCCUCACCCAUCCAAGGAGCUUAAGACUAUGCAUCUCGGUGCUUCCCCUGUCAAUGUCAUGAUCAAUUGAACUCCUCAACCUCACGCCUGUGUCCUGUCCCAAUUAUAUAUUCUUCCCUUUCUUUUGUGUUUUUGUGUUCUGAUCUGUAAACGAAGCAAAAGCUAAAAGCAUAGUGUGAUUCGUAUACGUUAGUUGCAAUUGAGUAGUUAGUAAUUAGCCGAA
Prosopis cineraria is the source of this 1377-nucleotide messenger RNA. RefSeq names its product heat shock factor protein HSF24-like. The record is from RefSeq and is a predicted model, not a curated record. Gene Ontology annotation, molecular function: DNA-binding transcription factor activity; RNA polymerase II cis-regulatory region sequence-specific DNA binding. Gene Ontology annotation, cellular component: nucleus. Gene Ontology annotation, biological process: regulation of transcription by RNA polymerase II. The coding region runs from base 343 to 1224 and encodes 293 amino acids. The transcript is spliced from 2 exons. NCBI's taxonomy places the organism in Eukaryota, Viridiplantae, Streptophyta, Magnoliopsida, Fabales, Fabaceae.